Messenger RNA from Annulohypoxylon truncatum, 1510 nucleotides. RefSeq names its product alcohol dehydrogenase. The coding region runs from base 198 to 1418 and encodes 406 amino acids. NCBI's taxonomy places the organism in Eukaryota, Fungi, Ascomycota, Sordariomycetes, Xylariales, Hypoxylaceae. Gene Ontology annotation, molecular function: zinc ion binding; oxidoreductase activity. The record is from RefSeq and is a predicted model, not a curated record. The transcript is spliced from 2 exons.
CCAUUGUAAUGGAAUUUGCUGUGCCCAUCCGGCGUCGUGAGAGGGGUAAGGUGACGUUGUGCAUGCCAUCCUGAAAAGUCUCGCCGGGCGGCCGCGAGCUCUCGUGUAAGGUGGCAUUCUUCUCAUGUAGGUGGUUGUCAUAGAUGCAAGUCUUAUGUCGUAUUUGUAUCACCAUUGGAUCUACUAUAUAAUUCACCAUGUUGGCCGCUUUAAAUCCUCUCAAGUUUGCCUCAUCAGCAACAAUCAAACCACUCGGUUAUAAAAUUAUCAGACGAGGUAUCACCCAAGGUACCAGGCAUCGAUUACCGAUAAUUGCUACUUCCAUUCAUCCUAGAUACCAUUCAACCUCAACAACCAUGAGCGCUCCCCAGAUCCCGACUGAGCAAUGGGCACAGGUCGUCGAGAAGACAGGCGGACCCGCGGUAUACAAGAGAAUUCCGGUUCCCAAGCCGGGUCCCGAUGAGGUCCUCAUCAACAUUAAGUACUCCGGUGUCUGUCACACGGAUCUUCACGCCAUGAAGGGCGACUGGCCGCUACCCACGAAGAUGCCCUUCGUCGGUGGACACGAAGGUGCAGGUGUCGUCGUCGCACGUGGUGAACUCGUCAAGGACAUCGAGAUUGGCGACUACGCAGGUAUCAAGUGGCUAAACGGCUCAUGCUUGAGCUGCUCCUACUGCCAGCAAUCCGACGAAUCUCUAUGCCCCGACGCGUUACUGUCGGGCUACACAGUAGACGGUAGCUUCCAACAGUACGCCAUCGGCAAGGCCGCGCACGUCGCCCGAAUCCCCAAGGACUUGAGCCUCGAGGCCGUUUCGCCCAUCCUAUGCGCUGGUCUAACGGUCUACAAGGCGCUUAAGGAAUCCGGUGCCCGACCCGGCCAGCAAGUCGCCAUCGUCGGUGCUGGUGGUGGUCUUGGCAGCUUGGCCAUCCAGUACGCCAAGGCUAUGGGUCUACACACGAUUGCCAUCGAUGGUGGUGAGGAGAAGGGCGAGAUGUGCAAGUCCCUCGGAUCCGAAGACUACAUUGACUUUACCAAGACGAAGAACCUAGUCCAGGACGUUAAGAGCAAGACACCAGACGGAUUCGGACCCCACGCCGUCCUAUUGCUCGCUGUCAGCGAAGGUCCCUUCCAGCAGGCUAGUGAGUACGUGCGAAGCCGUGGUAGCAUCGUCUGCGUCGGUCUACCCGGCAACGCCUUCCUUAAGGCACCCGUCUUCGACACAGUCGUCCGCAUGAUCAAUAUCAAGGGCAGCUACGUCGGAAACCGGCAAGACACCGCCGAGGCCAUCGACUUCUUCCGAAGAGGCCUCAUCAAGGCCCCCUACAAGGUCGUCGGCCUUAGCCAGCUCCAGGAGAUCUUCGAGCUGAUGAAGGAGAGCAAGAUCGCCGGUCGGUAUGUCGUCGACACGAGCAAAUAAGCUAAGGGCUACGGAGUUUCAUUUGGAGAUACCAUAAUUUGGAGUUUUGCUCUGCUUCUAAUGUGUAUAUAUGUUGAGACCGGUGGGGUAAC